UAAAACUUUCAGCGUCUUGCUCAGACUCCCUCCGUUUUUCCGAAUUCUGAUUUUUAUUUAUUUAUUUAUUUUUUUAAAUACAUACACACUUGAGUUCUCGUUGUCUGUUUCUUCUAUUGUCUCUGAUUGGCCAUGGAGAUCACUCUGUCUUCGGCAACAGCAAAAAGCUAUUUGGGCUCUUUUUCACCAGAUUCUUUGCUGCUUAAAAGAUCAAAACUUUCUCAAUGGGAUCAAUAUUCAAUCUCCUUUUCUCAAACCAAAAGAAUUGAACAAGCGUUGUUUGGUCAGGCUGUAUCUCUCUCGCGGAAGAAUAACUUUGUGAAGGUUAUUUCUUGUAUAAAAAAGGAAGCUUUUAUAGUAGAGGGCAGGUCUAUUGAUGAGAUAUACGACGCGUUAGCUUCGCGUCUUCUUCCAACAGCGGCAGUAACAGCGAAUCCCGAUUACAAAUAUAUUGUUGGUUUGGCUGGUCCCCCCGGCUCUGGAAAGACCACUCUAGCAUCCGAAGUAGUGCAGCGGUUAAACGAGUUGUGGCCGCAAAAGGCUUCUUCGUUGGAUUCUCAAGUUAAGCCUCUAAAUGUUGCUACAGUUCUUCCGAUGGACGGAUUCCAUCUUUAUCGUUCCCAGCUGGAUGCAAUGGAGGAUCCAGAGGAAGCCCAUGCAAGAAGGGGAGCUCCGUGGACAUUUAACCCUGAGAUACUGCUUACAUGCCUCAAGACUCUGAGAAAUCGGGGAUCAGUUUCUGCACCUUCAUUUGACCAUGGUGUUGGAGAUCCAGUGGAAGAUGGUAUCUUUGUGAGCCUUGAGCACAAAGUGGUUAUAGUAGAAGGAAAUUAUUUGUUUUUGGAAGAUGGUACUUGGAAGGAAAUAUCAGCUUUGUUUGAUGAGAAAUGGUUCAUUGAGAUCGACAUCGACAAAGCUAUGCAGCGAGUAGUAAAGAGACAUAUCUCAACUGGAAAACCUCCAGAUGUUGCUAAAUGGAGGAUAGAGUACAAUGACCGGCCCAAUGCAGAGCUUAUAAUGAAAUCAAAAAGGAAAGCGGAUUUAGUGAUCAGAUCAGUUGACUUCUGAAGGUGAAACUUGUUGCGUAAACCAAUAAAUGAAGGUCACGCAAAGUGAUGGAAGACGAUAAACCAGAAGUCAAAUUUCCAUAUUAAUUUUAUUGUUUUAUGCUAAAUCCAUGGACACUAAACUGGUCAUAUUUGAUUCAUCUAUGCUUGGAAGACGGCUUCAAUGUUGCAACUAUUAUGCUUAAUAAUAUAUAUAAAGGUUGU
Morus notabilis is the source of this 1271-nucleotide messenger RNA. RefSeq names its product putative uridine kinase C227.14. The transcript is spliced from 11 exons. Gene Ontology annotation, cellular component: cytoplasm. Gene Ontology annotation, molecular function: ATP binding; kinase activity. Lineage: Eukaryota; Viridiplantae; Streptophyta; Magnoliopsida; Rosales; Moraceae. Bases 133 to 1068 code for a protein of 311 amino acids. The record is from RefSeq and is a predicted model, not a curated record.